AAGCCUCGAGCGCUGUGUCUCGUCACUAUAGUCGCGAAUGUGUUCAACAACUUGUGAUAGGUUUGUAACUUAAGUUUCAGUAUUCUACAAGACUGACAUUUCUCCUUCUAGCAAUGUAUUCAAGAUUCACAGUUAUAGUUUCGUCUUCAAUUUUGCCACUGAUGAUGUACAUUCUUUCUACGGUCGCAUAUCGAGGAUCUGACUGGUCGGGACAGAGGACGCCGUAUCCCGUGGGAGGAUAUCAUCAUCACCAGAGCUGGACAAACUGUUGUCCAUGGCCACCGAUGCAACCACCUCACAAGUUCACGCCUGAAUCUUCUCACAGCCCGCCACCUCACAAGUUCACGCCUGAAUCUUCUCACAGCCCGCCACCUCACAAGUUCACGCCUGAAUCUUCUCACAGCCCACCACCUCAAAAGUUCACCCCUGAAUCUUCUCACAGCCCACCACCUCACAAAUUUGUCCCUGAAUUUUCUCACAGCCCACCACCUCACAAGUUCACGCCUGAAUCUUCUCACAGCCCACCACCUCAAAAGUUCACCCCUGAAUCUUCUCACAGCCCGCCACCUCAGAAGUUAACCCCUGAAUCUUCUCACAGCCCGCCACCUCACAAAUUUGUCCCUGAAUUUUCUCACAGCCCGCCACCUCACAAGUUCACCCCUGAAUCUUCUCACAGCCCACCACCUCAAAAGUUCACCCCUGAAUCUUCUCACAGCCCACCACCUCACAAAUUUGUCCCUGAAUUUUCUCACAGCCCGCCACCUCAGAAGUUAACCCCUGAAUCUUCUCACAGCCCACCACCUCACAAAUUUGUCCCUGAAUUUUCUCACAGCCCGCCACCUCAGAAGUUAACCCCUGAAUCUUCUCACAGCCCACAUCACAAGUUCACCCCUGGAUCAUCGCAAAGUCUGCCUCCUAGCUUCUCACCCCUAAACAAACUGGGCAUGUCAUCCCCAGAAGUUAAUACUGCUGCAGAAUGUAAAGAUGGAGACAAGAUCUACAGACUAGGAGACAAGUGGACACCUACAGGAGGCUGUGGCAGACUGUCUUGUACAUCAGCUGGCAAAACUACCAUCCUAGGAUGCCCCGAUCCUGAGCCUCAAGUCAACUGCAGCACCAGUAAGCCAGAUCCUCGCCAGCCUUGGCCUUUCUGUUGUCCAAAACUAGAGUGUCCCUAGUCAUUGUACAUAUUUAUUCUAUACAGUAUAUGCUCAUUUAAUUGGUAGAUACCAUUGAAAGUGGCAAAUUAUUUUUCCAAUAUCAUAAUUUGUAUUAGUUGGUUAUUACGAUCUUUCUACGCGUGAAUAUUGUUAGUGGCUCGUUUUUUAAUCCAUU
Macrosteles quadrilineatus (aster leafhopper) is the source of this 1335-nucleotide messenger RNA. RefSeq lists its product as uncharacterized. The record is from RefSeq and is a predicted model, not a curated record. The coding region runs from base 114 to 1178 and encodes 354 amino acids. NCBI's taxonomy places the organism in Eukaryota, Metazoa, Arthropoda, Insecta, Hemiptera, Cicadellidae. The transcript has 4 exons.